CCAUUGGAAGCUUACUCUGACUCCAUUACUGCCUUCUCCAUCUUCUUCUUCUUCUUCUCAAUUCUAAACAUUUUGUGUCUGCAUUUGAAAGCAAAAGGAAUUGGAGUUGAAGAAAUGACAAUGGCGGAAUCUGGAGGAUGGACUCGUUUGUUUCUUCUCGUGGUGUUCAUGUUGUUCGUCGGAACAAUUGCUAGAGUUCCCAAAGAGAUUCCUGAAAUUCAGAAUGGAGCAACUGAGAAGAUGCGGAGCUCAAGCAACUCAUCAAUGGCAGUGAGGUUGGACGAGGCUGAGGCUCUCGGUAAUAAGCAUGCUGUGGACAACCCAGAAGAGAUCGCUGCUAUGGUUGACAUGAGUAUCCGCAAUGCCACUGCGAGGAGGGAGCUUGGCUUCUUCUCGUGUGGAACUGGCAAUCCUAUUGAUGACUGCUGGCGUUGCGAUCCCAACUGGCAACAGAACCGCAAACGUUUGGCAGAUUGUGGCAUUGGCUUUGGCCGGAAUGCUAUCGGUGGUCGUGACGGUCGAUUCUACAUGGUCACUGACUCUGGUGAUGACAACCCUGUCAACCCAAAGCCUGGUACUUUGCGACAUGCCGUUAUCCAGGAUGAACCUCUCUGGAUUGUGUUCAAGAGAGACAUGGUGAUUCAUCUGAAACAAGAGUUGAUUAUGAACAGUUUCAAGACAAUUGAUGCCCGUGGGACCAAUGUUCACAUUGCUAAUGGUGCUUGCAUCACAAUCCAGUUUGUGACUAAUGUUAUUGUCCAUGGUCUAAACAUCCAUGACUGCAAGCCCACUGGAAACGCCAUGGUAAGGAGCUCACCCAAUCACGUUGGGUGGAGAACAAUAGCUGAUGGUGAUGCCAUUUCCAUUUUUGGAUCAAGUCAUAUUUGGAUCGAUCACAAUUCACUCUCUAAUUGUGCUGAUGGUCUCGUUGAUGCUGUCAUGGGAUCCACUGCAAUUACCAUCUCCAACAAUUACUUCACCCACCACAAUGAGGUUAUGUUAUUGGGGCAUAGUGAUUCUUACGUUAGAGAUAAACUAAUGCAAGUGACAAUUGCUUACAAUCACUUUGGAGAAGGACUUAUCCAAAGAAUGCCAAGGUGUAGACACGGAUACUUCCACGUGGUGAACAAUGAUUAUACUCACUGGGAGAUGUACGCCAUUGGUGGAAGUGCAAAUCCAACCAUCAAUAGCCAGGGUAACAGAUAUGCUGCUCCAACCAACCCUUUUGCAAAAGAGGUGACAAAGAGAGUUGAGACAGCUGAAACUGAAUGGAAAAAUUGGAAUUGGAGAUCAGAGGGAGACCUAUUGUUGAAUGGUGCCUUUUUCACUCCAUCUGGUGCAGGGGCCUCAGCAAGCUAUGCUAGAGCCUCAAGCUUGGGAGCUAAAUCUUCAUCCAUGGUUGGUACUAUAACAUCCGAUGCUGGUGCACUUUCCUGCCGGAGAGGCCAUCGGUGCUAGCAUUCCGAUCCUCUCGACGAUCACGGAACACCCUUUCUCUAUUAUUCUUCUGUGAAUUUUUCAAAUAUUUACUUACAAAAUAGCCUUACUCCCCACCAAUCUCCAUAUAUUCUAUCAAUUGAUAUCUCCUCCCCUCCUUCCUAAUCUCUUCUAUGAUAUCUAAAAACAAGUGUACAUUUCAUUCUCUCGUCUCAUUACGGAGACGUUCCUAUUUGAACUUGUCCCCAGUUUGCUGUUUGUCGAGAGUGAGACACUCCAAAAUCGCUCAACCUCGGCCUGCUUCAACUUGAAAAAGACACCAUUUGCCAUUCAGCAAGCAGGUGCGGAAGCGUUGUUCAUUUAUUCCCUUCACACUUUCCCCACCCCUCUUCUUUCAACUAUCAUUAUUCUUACUCUCUUAUGUCUACUCUUCUGUCUUCUGUUCUUAUAGGAUCUGAAUGGUCUGAGUGCUUUUUCUUUCUUUCCUUUUUCUACUUUUUUUCCCCUUUUUUUUUUUACACUAUGUUCUGUUUAGUGAUACAAGUUAUAGUAUGUUUGUCAAACAUUGAAUUAUCAAAGCAAAAGUUUGCUAAAGAUGAUAGCAAAUGUUGUAUGCCUUUGUCUA
This is a messenger RNA of Benincasa hispida (wax gourd), 2062 nucleotides long. RefSeq names its product putative pectate lyase 8. Gene Ontology annotation, molecular function: pectate lyase activity. The record is from RefSeq and is a predicted model, not a curated record. Lineage: Eukaryota; Viridiplantae; Streptophyta; Magnoliopsida; Cucurbitales; Cucurbitaceae.